UAAAAUUCUCCUGCAUCCUCUGCAGAAGUUGCUCUGCCAAAUUUCGAGUUUCUCUUUCUUAAGCCCCAGCCCCCUUCUUCCGCUUUCCUAAAUAGCCCACUCUGAAAGGUGCCAGAGGAGAGACAGCAGACAACGACCUCGAGUCUGAGACUAACAACGACCUCCAUUCUCAGCCGGCACCCCAGCCCCGAGACCUGAAAAGAUGGUGCUAGAUCUUCUGGGACGCUUUCCUCUCCUCUCACUGCUGCUGGGACUGUGGGGGCCCGUGCAUCUACUCUGGGCUUUGCCUAAGAAUCUCACCAGGGCGCAAUGGUUUGAGAUUCAACAUAUCCAGACAAGUCUUCUCCCAUGCAAUAGGUCAAUGAUUAAUGUCAACCGUUACACUCAGCACUGUAAGCCUGAAAACUCCUUUCUGCAUGACUCCUUCAAGAACGUGGCUGCCGUCUGUGACUUUGCCAACAUCACCUGCAAGAAUGGCAGAAACAACUGUCACAAGAGCCCAAAGGCUAUCAAUAUGACUCAAUGCAGCCUCCUUACAGGAAAGUAUCCGAACUGCCGCUACAAAGAGGCUGCCCUGUACAAGUUCUUUAUUGUUGCCUGUGACCCUCCGCAGAAGGGAGACCCUCCCUAUCAGGUGGUUCCCGUGCACUUAGAUAAGAUUGUGUCAUCUUUUGAUGUUGUUUUUAGUUUUUCAUCAUUGUUUAAUUUUUUGUAAUCACUUUACCUCUCACUUGGCGCAGGUUCACUAUCACUUUUGAUUUUUCUUUCCUUCUACUGAUUUCUCUGGUUUCUACAGAAGGAAGAGGACGAUGGUGGGAGACUUAGAGUAGCUAGAAUUCCAGAUAUGAGUUGAGACAAAGAGUAAUCCUUUUUCUCUCCUCUUGGAUCUCUGCAAGUUCUGAAGGAAAGUACUAGCAGAGAGGGUGAAGAAGGAUCCAGCCACCAGGUUUUUAAUCUCGCGUCUCUAACAAGAAAGCUCUGUUGCACCUUGUUGACAGCAAUAAAACCACCUUCUGCUGUAA
This is a messenger RNA of Echinops telfairi (small Madagascar hedgehog), 1022 nucleotides long. It is a transcript of the gene RNASE6, whose product is annotated as ribonuclease A family member k6. The coding region runs from base 203 to 715 and encodes 170 amino acids. Gene Ontology annotation, molecular function: nucleic acid binding; RNA nuclease activity. Gene Ontology annotation, biological process: defense response to Gram-positive bacterium; innate immune response; antibacterial humoral response. The record is from RefSeq and is a predicted model, not a curated record. The transcript is spliced from 2 exons. NCBI's taxonomy places the organism in Eukaryota, Metazoa, Chordata, Mammalia, Afrosoricida, Tenrecidae.